AUGGUCCUCGCAAACUCAACGAAAACAGUUUUCAUGAUGCAUAAGACAAAGGAUGUCUACAAACCUUUUGGAGACGUUUACCAAUUAGACAGAGGUCCGAAUCGGCCACCAGAGGUGUCAAAUGCAAAGAUUUCUAUUCAACGAAAUGUUUGGUCUUUCAUUGUGGAGGCUGUUUUGGAGUACUGUCGGAUAACCUUCGAUCUCUUUUCCGACUCUAGGCCAAUUUCCGUCAUAUCUGUGGAUUCAGAGGAAAAAAUCCUCUCAUUGUGGUAUGAAGAAGACCAGUCUCUGGAAGCUGUCUGGAAGGCCUUCUCCACGGAGGGUGAUUCCACGGCUUCAGUAGAUCUAGAUUACCCAGGGAUGCCCGGUCUGUAUUCAUGUAAAAAUGUUCUACACAUGCCUACUCCUUUCCAAACACAGCAGCCAGAUACAAGCAAUGUCGGAUGCGUACUCAUCGUUGGCUCUGACAUGCGGACAAAGCUUUCCAACUGGUUACCCAUUCUCAUAGAACAACUGCAGAAGCCGCCUCAGGAAACUGGCUACCUUCCUAUAGACAGCACUGAGUGGAUUUUUAUUGAUCUGGACUUAUCUACUUCCAGUGAUGAACAUUUCGAAGAGAAUGAACUGAUGGCAACGGAAAAUCACAAGAUGUUGUAUCAGAGGAUACCUGUAAAGAAUAACCGUUCUGUGUUGCGAGCUCUCAUGCGUUUGGCGGAGCGCAAUCUUGGUUUGGCGAGCACUCUCGUUCAGGAGAUUCCUAUGAAGGAGGAAGCCAACGCAGACUCCGUCUCAACUAUGUAUGGCGUUGAGCUAUUGCAUGAAUCCAAAGCCCAUGACUUUCUGCAGCGUUUAGGCCUUGCUGAACGUCUCUAUCUGCGUCAAGAGUCUGGCAAGUCAAUGUUUCAAGAGCCUUCCUCCGGGUUCUCUAAAACCCUGGGAAUCAAGUGGAUUAGUCCCAGACCAGUCGAUAACCUACUGAUUCGCUACAGCGUUGGAGCCUUUAGGGUGACAAUGGCAGCUGUGAAUACUCGAUCUUCUGUCUGCUUAUCGCAGUUCGUUUUAGGAGGUAGAUGUGUAGUACUGGCGCAUAAUCUUUACCGCGGUUCCGCGUCGCCAGAAGGCCCACAGACUUCAGCGGACGUCUUUCUCCUCCUCUGCCAUGGCUCUGUGAUGUAUCUCCAUGUACUGGCAACUCCUGCAUCCCUUUCACAUCCACCCAUUCUGCCCACCCUCCCCGCUCGCCAGAUGGAGACUUCAGAAUCUGAUUUUCGCGUUGCUGACUUCGUUAAGAACUUCCUUCUUCCGGCUAGACUGGCGCCUGCUUCGGCCAACUCUGCAUAUACUAUUACUCCCAAGGUCAGGGCUCUACAACUUGUUGAAAGGGGCACUCGAUAUUGGCCUUUGCGAAGAGAUGCUACGCUAAUCGGCGGAAACGAAAUGGCGGCUCCGCUUUUUGAGCAUAUGACGAAGGACUUCUUCGAAGCUGCGGAAUCUUCCGCCUGUGAGGCAGCCAUCGACUCCAUACUUGCGACAAUCAAAGUACAUCCAGUUCCUAAGGAGACGGGUACCAGUCACCUUCUUUGCAGUCAGCCCGUGGCGAUGGCUGUAGAGUUAGAAUUUCUUCUUUCUCAAUACGCUGACAUCUCAGAAGACCACAGCCAGCUGAUGGCCACUUUCAAGAAGAAGGCAGAAGCGGUUGUUUUUGCAAACAAACGUCUCUCGAAACUAAUUCCAAAGGCAAAAAGUCUUCUCAUAAACGGCCACCCCAUACCCGGCAGUCCUCUCUCUCUUCUCUCUGAAAUCAAGCGUCAACUCAGUGACCAAAUAGGCAAAAUUUCUGGGUCCGGAGCAGUCAAUUUACUGUCUGAUAACGAGUGCGUUGAGGUUAAAAGAGGUUUAUUCUGCAUUACUGUAGGCUCAAUGGAAACUUUUGUACAACAAUUGACUGCAGCAUCCAGGCGUCCCAUCCCUACCCGGGCCGAAUUUGAAGGUGUUUUGGCUGGCAGCAACUCAAAAGGCCCAUUGCGACUCUACACCGGUCUGACUGGCGGUGGAGAUGAUAACUAA
Molecule: messenger RNA, 2067 nt
Organism: Hydatigera taeniaeformis
Lineage: Eukaryota; Metazoa; Platyhelminthes; Cestoda; Cyclophyllidea; Taeniidae
Source: the annotation of a GenBank genome assembly